Molecule: messenger RNA, 462 nt
Organism: Mesorhabditis spiculigera
Lineage: Eukaryota; Metazoa; Nematoda; Chromadorea; Rhabditida; Rhabditidae
Source: the annotation of a GenBank genome assembly
AUGAAGCUUUCGUUUUUGACAUUUUGCUGCCUUGUCGGCAUCGCUGCUUCAAUUACCUGCCCUGCUGGAUAUUUUCCAAUAGACUCCAUCUAUCUGUGCGUUGGCAGUCAGGAAAAUGCGGGUAACGGUUACUAUCACAACCAGAACAUGUGCCGGGCCGUCAACAGAAAGUCCGGGGAUUUGGCCGCACCGUACAAUGCUUUCCGGAACGCCGCGUUUGCCAAGAUUUCACUCCAAAAGUCGGGUGAUGCGAAGGCGAUGAUCGGUGUAAAGCGCGACGACCCAAGCGACGAAAAUUCACCCUACCUAUAUCCUAACGGAAUCCCGCUCACCUACUCCAAUUGGACCGCAUCCGAGCCGGCCAAAGGUACCGACUGUGUGGCGAUCGAUUCAAGCGGCCUCUGGUAUGGCGUGUCGUGCAACAGUAAAAUUCCCUAUCUAUGCCAGUUCACCGUGCAAGCC